Molecule: messenger RNA, 1790 nt
Organism: Phacochoerus africanus (Common warthog)
Lineage: Eukaryota; Metazoa; Chordata; Mammalia; Artiodactyla; Suidae
Gene: OC90
Product: otoconin 90
Exons: 13
Coding region: 144-1568 (474 amino acids)
Biological process (GO): phospholipid metabolic process; arachidonate secretion; lipid catabolic process
Cellular component (GO): extracellular matrix
Molecular function (GO): calcium ion binding; phospholipid binding
Source: RefSeq, a predicted model, not a curated record
UUCACCCCCCUGUAUUAUGGGACAAACAGCCCCCGUGGGGUCUUAUUUCAUGGUUUCUGAAAGCAGACUGCCGUGUUCUGCUGUCUUCUCUCCCAGGAGCCUGUUCCAGUUGAUGUCAGGGUCCCACCGUUUGCUCUGCUGCCAUGAUCGUGCUUCUCCUGCUAGGAAUGCUGAUGGCCCCACGUGGCGGGGGCCACCCUCUGGACACCCCACACCUUCCACGGGAGCUGCCCCCAGGACUCUCAGAAAAUAUCAACAUGACGUUCUUCAAUGGUGUGUUUAAAAAUGUGGAAGGUGUGGCUGAAAUUUUUGACUGCUUGGGAUCCCACUUCACCUGGCUGCAGGCUGUCUUCACCAACUUCCCCGCGCUGCUCCAGUUCGUGAAUGGUAUGAAGUGCGUGGCUGGGCUCUGCCCCCGGGACUUCGAAGACUAUGGCUGUGCCUGCAGGUUUGAGAUGGAAGGGCUGCCUGUGGAUGCGUCUGACAGCUGCUGCUUCCAGCAUCGCAGGUGCUACGAGGAGGCUGCUGACAUGGACUGUCUCCAAGACCCCAGCAAGCUUAGCACAGACGUCAACUGCGUCAGCAAGAGUGUCACAUGCGAGUCCAGGGACGCGUGUGAGCGCCUGCUGUGUUCCUGUGACAAGGCUGCCAUAGAGUGUCUGGCUCGGUCCACCAUCAACACUUCCCUGAACCUUCUCGACACUUCCCUGUGUCUGGCUCAGCCUCCAGAGAGGACCAGCAGCAAAGAGCUGCUGACACUUCUGCCCAGAGGUGACGGUGUGGAGCCCACGGACUCCAGCCUGAUGGCUCUCUCUGGAGAAGAACCAGGCCAAGAUCAGGAAGGGACGGAAGAUGCUCAGGCCACACCUUUUCCAGGAUCUGCAGAGAUGGUUGCCACAGCGAAAGGUGUAACCAUCGUGCCCACCAGCAUUAAAUCUUUGGGGGUGGCCGUGUCAUCCGUCAAAAGCAGACCUGAGGACUCAUCUGGAAAAGCCUGUGACAGGUUCACCUUCCUGCACCGGGGAAACGGGGACAACACCUGGGUGAUGCCACAGCUUGGAGAGAUGCUCUUUUGUCUGACGGCCCGGUGCCCGGAGGAAUUUGAAGCUUAUGGCUGUUACUGUGGGCAAGAAGGACAAGGCGAGCCGAGGGACGCCCUGGACAGGUGCUGUUGGUUCCAUCACUGCUGCCUGGAGCAGGUGAGAAGGCUGGGCUGCCUGCUGGAGAGGCUUCCUCUGUCUCCAGUGAUGUGCGUGGAUGGAACCCCCAAGUGUGUGGGGCAGAGCCUGUGCGCCAAGCUGCUCUGUGCCUGCGACCAGACGGCGGCCGAGUGCAUGGCCCCCGCCGUCUAUAACCAAAGCCUCAGGUCGCCAGGCAGCCAAGACUGCCAGGGCGAACCGCUGUCCUGUGAGGACCCCCGCGUGCCUCCAGCUUCCUCCCUUGGCUCCAGCUCCGAGGAGAACAGCGAGGAGGCCCCGCCCCGCCCAGAGGGCCCGACAAGAACCAGAAGAUUCCUGGGGGGGUCCCUGGGUCUCAUGGGCACCAGGCUGCAGCAUGGCCCCAGAUAGAUUCCCAGAGCAAGCGACCAGCGCACCCUGUCCUUCUGUUCCUUCUGCCUCCACCCUCCCCUUCUGCUCACCAGAGGCUCAGAGGGGGAGAGGUGGGGAGACCCUUGCCCGCGUGCAUUGUGAUGGGUUUGUCAGCUCACACUUGAAGGUGCACACUUGAAGGAGCAGGCGGGUGACAGGUGGUUCUCUGCUUUCUGUAGUGCGCUGGGGAAGCUCAAUAAA